Leishmania mexicana MHOM/GT/2001/U1103 is the source of this 636-nucleotide messenger RNA. RefSeq names its product putative small Rab GTP binding protein. Lineage: Eukaryota; Euglenozoa; Kinetoplastea; Trypanosomatida; Trypanosomatidae. Gene Ontology annotation, molecular function: GTPase activity; GTP binding. The record is from RefSeq and is a predicted model, not a curated record. The transcript has a single exon. The coding region runs from base 1 to 636 and encodes 211 amino acids.
AUGUCAUCCAUCGCUCGCGCCUCGACGACAACGGCGGGGGCUUCAGCCUCGACACGGAAGUUCAAGCUAGUCCUGCUCGGGGAGAGCGGCGUCGGCAAGUCGUCCGUCGUGCAGCGUCUCAUGAAGAAUGCCUUCAGCGAGAAGCUGAACAGCACCGUCGGCGCCUCAUUCUUUAGGUACACGUGCAACGUGGACGACAACACCGCCGUUCACUUCGAUAUAUGGGACACGGCAGGGCAGGAGCGCUUCAAGAGUUUAGCCUCUAUGUACUACCGCGGUGCCGCUGCGGCGCUCGUCGUGUUCGACAUUGUCUCCGCCGAUACGUACGAGAAGGCAAAGUACUGGAUUCGCGAGCUGCAAUCCAACUCGCCAGAGACGAUGGUGAUGCUGGUAGGCAACAAGAAAGAUUUGGAGAGCGAGCGGCAGGUGUCUUUGGCGGAUGCGCAGCAGUGCGCGGUGGAGAUGGGUGUCAUGUACCACGAGACUAGCGCGCGCAGCGGCGACGGGGUUCAGGAUGCAUUCCAUGCCGUCGCUGCGAAACUGGUCGAAACGAACAGCACCUUCAACGUGCGCGAGGGCGGCGUCAUGUGCCACACAGAGAACGCGGCACCGCGUCAAGAGAAUGGAUGCUGCUAG